Molecule: messenger RNA, 6946 nt
Organism: Oreochromis aureus
Lineage: Eukaryota; Metazoa; Chordata; Actinopteri; Cichliformes; Cichlidae
Gene: myo6a
Product: myosin VIa
Exons: 35
Coding region: 272-4156 (1294 amino acids)
Biological process (GO): inner ear morphogenesis; actin filament organization; vesicle transport along actin filament
Cellular component (GO): endocytic vesicle; myosin complex; actin cytoskeleton
Molecular function (GO): actin filament binding; microfilament motor activity; ATP binding
Source: RefSeq, a predicted model, not a curated record
GGAUGCUGACAGCUGGAGACGGGUUAGCUAAGGAGCUACACUUCCAUGCAGGAUUUUAAUAUUUAGGGCAGCAGCUGGAAAUAGCAUCGGCCCUUUUAGUUUCAGGCUUUGCUAGAAAAAAAGAAAAAAAAACAUUAAUGUGACGGUGAGCGCUGCAGUCGAGGCUCAGCUCUGCUGCUGGACGGCUGUCGCUGGUACUUUGUGGUUUUCUUAAUUAGCUGCUUCAGACGGGAGGGAUCAGUCAUUCCCGCAGAGCCUUCAGAGCGGCGAGAUGGAGGAUGGGAAGCCGGUGUGGGCACCACACCCAACGGACGGGUUCCAGCUGGGAACCAUAGUAGACAUCGGAGCUGACAGCCUCACCAUCGAACCCCUCAAACAGAAGGGAAAGACGUUUUUGGCUCCGGUGAACCAAGUCUUCCCUGCAGAGGAUGACGUCAACAAACAUGUGGAGGAUAAUUGCUCUUUGAUGUACCUGAAUGAAGCCACGCUGCUCAACAACAUCCGAGUGAGAUACAGCAAAGACAAAAUUUAUACAUUUGUAGCCAACAUCCUGAUUGCCGUCAACCCGUACUAUGACAUCCCGAAGCUUUACUCGCAGGAGACCAUCAAGAAGUACCGGGGCCGGUCGCUGGGCACUCUGCCGCCGCACGUUUACGCCAUUGCUGAUAAGGCGUACAGGGACAUGAAGGUCCUGAAGAUGAGCCAGUCCAUCAUCGUCUCCGGGGAGUCUGGAGCCGGCAAGACUGAAAACACCAAGUUUGUUCUCAGAUACCUGACGACCUCGUACGGAACGGGUCAGGACAUCGACGAGAGAAUAGUCGAAGCGAACCCUCUGCUCGAGGCCUUCGGGAAUGCCAAAACUGUCCGGAACAACAACAGCAGUCGCUUCGGGAAGUUCGUGGAGAUCCACUUCAACGAGAAGAACGCCGUCGUGGGUGGCUUCGUGUCACACUACCUGCUGGAGAAGUCGAGGAUCUGUCGGCAGAGCCCAGAGGAGAGGAACUACCACAUCUUCUACCGGCUGUGUGCCGGAGCGCCCGAAGACAUCCGGCAGAAGUUUCACCUCAGCUCUCCGGACACGUUCCGGUACCUGAACAGAGGAUGCACACGGUUCUUCGCUACCAAAGACACAGACAAGCACAUCAUGCAGAAUCGCAAGAGCCCAGAGCACACAAAGUCGGGCCCGUUGAAGGACCCGCUGCUGGACGACCACGGCGACUUCGCCAGGAUGUGCGUAGCCAUGAAGAAGAUCGGCCUGGACGACACAGAGAAGCUGGAUCUGUUCAGGGUUGUGGCCGGCGUGCUGCACCUCGGAAACAUCGACUUCGAGGAGGCUGGAAGCACAUCAGGCGGCUGUGCCAUCAAGAACCAGUCGAGUCAGACGCUGGAGCACUGCGCUGAGCUGCUGGGCCUGGAGGAGGAGGACCUGCGGGUCAGUCUCACCAGCAGAGUCAUGCUUACAACAGCAGGGGGCGCCAAAGGAACAGUGAUCAAAGUGCCGCUCAAAGUCGAGCAGGCCAACAAUGCCCGGGACGCCUUGGCAAAGGCCGUGUACAGCCGUCUGUUUGACCACGUGGUGACCAGAGUCAACCAGUGCUUCCCCUUCGACUCCUCCGCCAACUUCAUCGGCGUCCUGGACAUCGCUGGCUUUGAGUACUUUGAGCACAACAGCUUUGAGCAAUUCUGCAUCAACUACUGUAACGAGAAGCUGCAGCAGUUCUUCAACGAGCGCAUCCUGAAAGAGGAGCAAGAGCUGUACCAGCGGGAGGGGCUGGGAGUCAACGAGGUUCACUACGUCGACAAUCAGGACUGCAUAGACCUGGUGGAGGCGAAGGUGGUCGGCAUCCUGGACAUCCUGGACGAAGAGAACCGUCUACCUCAACCCAGCGACCAGCACUUUACCGACACCGUUCACAACAAACACAAGAACCACUUCCGCCUGACUGUACCCAGGAAGUCUAAGCUGACCGUCCACAGGAACGUGAGGGACGAUGAAGGAUUUAUCAUCAGGCACUUUGCAGGAGCCGUGUGCUACGAGACGACCAAGUUUGUGGAGAAGAACAACGACGCCCUGCACAUGUCUCUGGAGUGUCUCAUCAGUGAGUCCAAGGAUCGCUUCGUCCGCGAGCUGUUCGAGAACUCCAACAACAGCAAAGACGUGAAGCAGAAGGCCGGAAAACUCAGCUUCAUCAGCGUCGGCAACAAGUUUAAGACCCAGCUGAAUAUUCUCCUGGACAAGCUCCGCAGCACGGGCUCCAGUUUUAUUCGCUGCAUUAAGCCGAACCUGAAGAUGGUCAGUCACCAGUUUGAAGGAGCUCAGAUCCUCUCCCAGCUGCAGUGCUCUGGUAUGGUCUCGGUGCUGGACCUGAUGCAGGGCGGUUUCCCCUCCCGAGCUCCGUUCCACGAGCUCUACAAGAUGUACCAGAAGUACAUGCCUCCCAAGCUCACCCGCCUCGACCCGCGGCUCUUCUGCAAGGCUUUGUUCAAAGCUCUGGGGUUGAAUGAGAAUGACUACAAGUUCGGCCUGACCAGAGUGUUCUUCCGGCCUGGGAAGUUUGCAGAGUUUGACCAGAUCAUGAAGUCGGACCCAGACCAUCUGGCCGAGCUGGUGAAGAAGGUCAACAAGUGGCUCAUCCACAGCCGCUGGAAGAAGGUCCAGUGGUGCGCUCUGUCCGUUAUCAAACUGAAGAACAAGAUCCUGUAUCGAACCAGCGCCUGCGUCCAGAUGCAGAAGACGGUCCGGAUGUGGCUCUGCAGGAAGAAACACAAACCACGGAUCGACGGGUUAGUCAAAGUGCGUAACCUGAAGAAGAGGAUGGACCGCUUCAACGAGGUGGUGGGCGGGCUCAAAGAGGGCAAGCAGGAGAUGAGCAAACAGGUCCGGGAGCUGGACGCCGCCAUCGACACCCUGAUAGUCAAAAUCAAGACCACCAUGAUGGGCCGCAUCGACAUCGACCAUGAGUACAGGGGCCUAGUGACCCGGUCGGAGAAGCUGCUGACCGAGAUGCAGAAGAAGAAGAAGGAGGAGGAGGAGCGCGAACGGCUGCGACGCAUCCAGGAGGAGAUGGAGAGAGAGCGGAAGCGAAGGGAGGAGGAGGAGCAGCGCCGCAAGCAGGAGGAGGAGGAUAGGCGGCUGAAAGCAGAGAUGGAGCUGAAGAGGAAGCAGGAAGAGGAGGAAAGGAAGAAGAGGGAGGAGGAGGAGAGGCGGAUUCAGAUGGAGAUGGAGCUGCAGCUGCAGGCGGAGCGUGAGGAGGAGGCCGCUCGGCAGGCUGUUCUGGAACAGGAGAGGAGGGACAGGGAGCUGGCGCUGAGGAUUGCCCAGAGCGAGGCUGAGCUCAUCCCCGAGGAGGUGGCCUACGACUCGGGCCUGCGCAGUAACGGCUCCUCAGUUCCAUCGUCCCCAGAGCGAUCAGCUGCUGCCGCUACUGCUGCUGCCACCCCAAAGCUCAAGAGCUUGACCAUGGAGGAAAUGGCGAGGGAAAUGUCCGAACUUCUGGCUCGAGGUCCACAGGUCCAGGCCUCCAAGGCGGCUGCCGGCACCAAGAAGUACGAGCUGAGCAAGUGGAAGUAUGCUGAGCUGCGUGACGCCAUCAAUACCUCAUGUGACAUCGAGCUGCUGGCCGCCUGCAGAGAGGAGUUCCACCGCCGGCUUAAAGUUUACCACGCCUGGAAGUCAAAGAACAAGAAGAGGAACACCGAGACACAGCAGCGAGCACCGAAAUCUGUCACCGACUACGCCCAGCAGAACCCAGCCCCACCUAUACCGGCCCGGCAGUACGAGGUGGCGAUGAACCGGCAGCAGCGCUACUUCCGCAUCCCGUUCAUCCGGCCGAGCGACCAGUACAAGGACCCCCAGAACAAGAAGAAGGGCUGGUGGUAUGCGCACUUCGACGGACCCUGGAUCGCCAGGCAGAUGGAGCUACAUCCCGAUAAACACCCGAUCCUGCUGGUGGCAGGAAAGGACGACAUGGAGAUGUGUGAGCUGAGCCUGGAGGAGACGGGCCUCUCGAGGAAGCGGGGCGCCGAGAUCCUCCCCCGGCAGUUCGAGGAGAUCUGGGAACGCUGCGGCGGGAUCCAGUACCUCCGCAGUGCCAUCGAGAGCCGGCAGGCGCGGCCCACCUACGCCACAGCCAUGCUGCAGAGCAUGUUCAAGUGACGGGGCCCGGAGGCGGGGCUUCGCGCUGCAAACAAAGGGACGAAUGCACCAGCUACCUGACACAGAUGGAGUGUGGGCGCGCUGCACAGGUUCUGACUGCAGGGCGUUCGACGUGAACGGCGUUUUGUUUUUCUCCUCAACUGUCCUUUUGUUUUUCCUCCAUUUGAUGAGUUUUCGUUCUCGCUGGCUUUUGGUUCCUCAGUGGGGGCGGGGCGGGGAAGUUUUGCAUUGAACCCUAUGCAGAAACGAAAAAUCAUGCUAAAUGAUCACAUCCGGUUCUUUUCCAACAUUUCUGUAACAUGUGUGCAAGUCUAACUAUGAGGCCUUAAUACUACUUUAACAGGGUUUAAAUGCCGAAAGGUAGGACUUUGUUUGUUCGUUCAAAGCUGCCUCCCCAGAACAAGUUUAAUUCCUCUGUAAUUAUGCAUUCCUGAUGAUCCUGAUGAUUACACUGAAAUCUCACAGGUGUGUCGCUUCCGUCUUAACAGCUAGCUGGUGAUCCUGCUCCGACUUAAAAGCUGCUGUUUACGUCGUCUUCAUGCCAUUAUUGCAGGGCGAAAAAGAAAAACUCGCACAAGGAGCUGCAAGCUCUCACCACGAGGCUGCAUGCAUGGGUGUCCGAUUAUUCCACUGAAUUAAAUCCAAUAUUUACAGAUACUUUUUUUUUUCCAAUUACCUCUUGUUUUUCCAGCUGAAUGUAACUUGAGACCUUGUUGAUUUUUUCAUGUCGUGAUUCUUUUGUUUCUUCUCAUCGUGUGUGAUUUAAAUUAGUAAAGGGUCCAAAAACCUUUGGAGACCAAACGUGUCUCCGGACGUGAAACCUUGUUUGUUUUUUUUUCCCUCAUUAAUGGAGCCCCAUCCAUGAUUAAUUUCUGUUUUAAGGAGCUGAGCAGAAAAUGUGAAUUAAUUAUGCAACUGCUGAGACACGACUCCACGUGUUCGUGGUGUUUUUCAGAGCAGAUCAGCGCCGCAAAAAAAAAAAGAGACCCCGAACAACCCAGCCACGCUUUAACACUUUGAAUUUGAUUUGUUUAGUAAUUUGCCAGUGUGGCGAAUCCCAAGGUAGCACAAAACGAUAUGGUUUGGAAUCAGUUGUUAAGAUGUUCUGUCAGACUGGACAUUUCCCUGCUCUGUGAGAAGCUUUCGAGCACGAACUCUGUACGAUGCACUGGUACUUGGCCUCGAACUGGAACAUUCAUAUAACACUGAAUAUUUUCUAUAGGGCGGUAUGUGCAGACAGCAGUGUUAUUCCUACUGGAAUGUAAAAGUUUAUUUUUCAAAGAACAGUUUCUACUUCAUCGGCUUGGGCACAUGAGAUCGUCAAGCAAUAAAUCACACAAACUCAGCUAAGAAGGAAAAAACAGGCCUCUUUUGUCAUUACUUAGAUGAAAAAAAAACAAAACAAUGACGGACAAUCUGUGGUGACGUCGCACUGCGUUAUUCCCCUGAGCCUGUUUGUUCCCGAGCUUUCUGUUCCCCCUUUGAUGCUCUGCACAAGAAAAAUGUGGCUGAGAUUGUCUGAAAGCAUGAACAUCUGUCUUGUUGCAAAGUAGCCGAACCCCUUUACAGACAGCGAUAACAGCACAGCCGGGAUGGAUCUGAUAGUUGAUGAAGACGGCUCACUUACCACCAGCUAAAUUUGUUUAAAAAGAACCCAAAUCUUGAUUUAAACAUGACUUUAUUAAUCUCAGAGAAACAACUGCAUGUUGCAGAGAGGUUUAAUAUAAAGCACGCUCGGCAUAGCCAGGCUUUUGUUUUAGCUGCUUUAGCUGGCUAUACAAAACCUGAAUUAUCACGAUAGAGGCUGACUCAGGUUUUUGGCUUUGGGCUCUGAGCACGCUCACAGAAAAGGGGAAUUUAAUUCCCACAUCGUAAACAAACGAGGCUCAAUUUGUAUCUGAGACAUGCAACAAUAUAAGGUCAUGACAUCAAAAACCAUAUAUCACACGUCAACAUCAACAACUGAUGAAAUUAUACCAUUUGGGUACUAAUUAGGUUAGAACUACUGCUAUCAAUAGUCAAGUGAGUCCUUUUGGGACAUUUCCAGUUAAAAGCUGCAUACAGUCCUGCCUACUGGAGCCACAGAAAGACUAGAAAUGUCAACAAAACUCCAGAGGGUCAGAUUACAAUUUUGGACCCACUGGGCUUCGAGCUUGGUGUGUGGGCCUCUUCCACAGCAGACAUGUUGACCUGGCUCGGUUCCAUUUAGUAAGCCAUUGCACUGAACCAGGAGCCGAGUGGACUGCGGCCAUUGUUGAUAGACACAAAAUGUCUACUGGGGAAAAGGCCCAUCAGUUUGGGGGGCUGCAGCAGGUCUAUCUUGGAGACCUUAAAAUCUUCAUGAUUCAUUUUGCCAAAUAAUAGCUUUAAAAAACAUCAACAUGGAAAAUCAGACUGGUCCAGGCAUUUUCAUUUGUAAGGAUUCCAGCCGUGUUUGAAGCAGGUCAGAAAACAUUAAAUUCCUUCAGUAAAAUCCGUACCAAACACAAAGAUCAACUUCACCAAGCUUGGCAUGUGUAUAACGUGCCAGUACACGGGUUAAUGCUGAGUGUAAAGGGGACGCGCUCUGAGCUUUGCCGUCAUUAAGACCUCAGUGUUUGUUUUAACCGCCAGAGUGAUGACCUCGAGAUAUUUCCCUCCAAAACGUGCAAAGAAAGUGUUGUGGAUUUGCUGCGAUCUGUUUCUCGCCACACAUUGCAAUCAUUCCUGGGGAAGCACUGCCUUUGUCCACUGUCAUUUUUCUAACGCUGAUCUCUAACGGACGAAUAAAAGCAUUCCCUGUUUCACUCA